CAAACAAUCAGAUAAGCGUGACGAUGGCCACCUUGGCCGUAAACAGAGCCGACGCCUUGAGGAACGAGUUUGCGUUUCUUCCAUACAAUCUUCCCAAUUGUUUCGACACUGAUGAGAAAAUCACCGUCAAGUGCACCGCGCACUGGAGCUACUGCGGUCCUCUUCUCCGCUCAUCCCCAUCAGAGCUAGAUUUACCCCUCCCGGCCAACUUCUACCACUUCGCAGCGGCGACGUUUACCGGCCCGCUUCUUCCCAGACUGCUCCCAUUUCUGGAGUUUGUCAACGCGUUUCUGCUGGCGAGCGGCCUUGGGCACUACCUCCUCACCAUCCGCGCCACGACAUCGACGCACGAGUUUGACCGGCCGCGAUGGCACACCGACGAGCUCUUCUUCUCCGAUCUCAGCCCCGGCAAUCUCCCCGGGACUCGCUUGGGGUUGAAGUCGAACAAUGGCCGAAAGAGAAGUUCUGGCGGUGGGUCCGGCACCAAUUGGAAGAUAUGCACGACACUUCUCGGCCCGUCGACUCUCUUCAUCCCGUUAGAGCAUCAGUCUUCAACGCGGGGGACGCAGCGUCGCGCUCGCGAAGCCGCAAGUACAGACCACGUGUGUCUCUCGAUCCGAUGCGUCGGGUGUGCUUCUGCCGCGGACAGUGUACGGGAAGAACUGGCCACCAAUUUGGCGAAAUUCGAAGUCAAGGCAGCGGGGUUUGGGGAGUGUGCGUUGUUCCGCGUUGGUAAGGAAUCGGGAGCCAUGCACUCGGAGCCUUGUAUGAGCUGCAGUGAGAACGGGAGGAUCUUUAUUAAUGUUGUGCCGGGGACAGAAGAGGAGCUUAGUGGUACGAUGAGGAAGUGGGGGAUGGAGUUUCCUAGACAGUGGUGGAUUGGUGGUUACGCUAUUUAGUACUCUUGUUUUGUGUAAUACCAAAAUUGAGAAUCUUGUUGUAGGGUAAGGCCAUUUAAUUUUGUCUUAGAUGGGUUAUAUUAUCGCAAUAUCAUACAUUAUAGUAAUACGCGAUGAGG
Ilyonectria robusta is the source of this 1018-nucleotide messenger RNA. RefSeq lists its product as uncharacterized. NCBI's taxonomy places the organism in Eukaryota, Fungi, Ascomycota, Sordariomycetes, Hypocreales, Nectriaceae. The transcript has a single exon. The coding region runs from base 24 to 899 and encodes 291 amino acids. The record is from RefSeq and is a predicted model, not a curated record.